GCUUUCGAAACUCGACUCAAAUUGACUGAACAUACGUAGUACGUACAACAUUUAAAAUGGAAACCAUUUUGGGUGUGAAAGGAGCGGAUUUCGUCCUGCUGGCCUCGGAUACCAUGAAGGCCAAGUCGGUGAUGUGGCUGGAUGAUGAGAAAACAAAGACGCACCGCAUCACGGACUACUGCAUGAUGUCAACGAUUGGCGACGGCGGAGACUGCCUGCAGUUCUCGGACUUCAUCCUCCGGAACAUGGAUCUGUACAAGGUGACCAACGGAUACGACCUGACCGUUCGCGGUGCGGUGCACUUCAUCCGGAGCAAUCUGUCCGCCUACCUGAGGUGCAAUAUGAAGUACCAGGUGGCCUUGUUGGUGGGCGGAUUCGAUGCGACCACCGGUCCCGAGUUGCACUACAUCGAUCAGUUCGGAAACUCGGUGCCCAUCCGGUACGGUGGCCAUGGAGCUGGCAUCAACUUCUGCACUCCCAUUUUCGAGGAGUUCUACAGUUCGCACAUGGACUCGCAGGCAGCCUAUGAUGUUAUCAGAAAGUGUGUGAUUGAGUUGUCUAAGCGAUUCGUUAUCAACUUGCGCAACUUCGACUUGUUUCUGAUCAGCAAAGAGGGCAUAACCAAGAUGACUCCCAUCAACCAGGAGUCCCUCAGAGCGGAUAACUUAGCUGGUCCCAAGCGAAGGUUAUGAAACACAAAAUAAUAAGCGAAGUUCUUUAUAUUUUU
Drosophila teissieri is the source of this 727-nucleotide messenger RNA. It is a transcript of the gene Prosbeta4R1, whose product is annotated as probable proteasome subunit beta type-2. Gene Ontology annotation, biological process: proteasomal protein catabolic process. The transcript is spliced from 2 exons. The record is from RefSeq and is a predicted model, not a curated record. Gene Ontology annotation, cellular component: proteasome core complex. Bases 57 to 692 code for a protein of 211 amino acids. NCBI's taxonomy places the organism in Eukaryota, Metazoa, Arthropoda, Insecta, Diptera, Drosophilidae.